AUGGAUCAUCAGCCUAAGAAAGAAGAUGUAGACCGCAUCGGAAACUACGCCCUCAUGCUCCUCGAAGACCAAAACAUCGACCGCCGAAACUGCCACCGCGUAGUCCCCUUAGAAGUCCUUUCCCUAGGCUACUCCCGCACCGGAACAAUAUCAAUGCAAAACGUACGCCCUCCGCAUCCUAGCUUCGGCUACCCCAACCCCUACCCUACCACUUCUCCAGCGUCUACCUUACGCAACGUCCGCGACUGCGACAUAACUUACAUGUGGACCGACCGACGCCCUCCGCGCCAAAUACAGUACGACGGAAUUGGCAACCCGUUCAGCCGUCCUGGAUUCGACCGACCAGCUUCUCGGCCACGUACGUAG
Cadophora gregata is the source of this 366-nucleotide messenger RNA. RefSeq lists its product as uncharacterized. The coding region runs from base 1 to 366 and encodes 121 amino acids. The record is from RefSeq and is a predicted model, not a curated record. Lineage: Eukaryota; Fungi; Ascomycota; Leotiomycetes; Helotiales; Ploettnerulaceae. The transcript has 2 exons.